Aspergillus ruber CBS 135680 is the source of this 1899-nucleotide messenger RNA. RefSeq lists its product as uncharacterized. The coding region runs from base 1 to 1899 and encodes 632 amino acids. The transcript is spliced from 2 exons. The record is from RefSeq and is a predicted model, not a curated record. NCBI's taxonomy places the organism in Eukaryota, Fungi, Ascomycota, Eurotiomycetes, Eurotiales, Aspergillaceae.
AUGGCCCUCCGUCUACCAACCCAAGCCCCUCCCCGUCGCACCACUUCAUAUCCCCACUCCCAACCCUCUCCGGCACUGAGUCCUUCUGCGCCCGCCCAGCUACCGGAAGGCAACGAUGAAUCUACACAAUGGGUGGUCUUCUCGCCUUCUCAACCGUCUACGAUUGCUCCAACACGCACGGCCUCGACAGAGCGGGCAACAGGAAUUUCGCGGCUGAGUGAUUUUGAGUCGUUCGGUGGGACCCAGACGCGGUCCGCAGAAGAACAAGAACAAGAACAAGACAAUAAUAAUAUCGAUGAACAAGACGAUGAUGGUACAGAGCUGGACAGUUUGGAUGAUGGUCUCCAUGCCUUUCGCGCACCAUCGCUAGCCGAUGAUGAACCGCCUACCGCAGCACAGUGGGACCAAGACCGGCAAGGGACGCCAGCGGUGCUCCCCACACACGAUGGACUAGGAAGUUUUCAAGCGUCUAGUCAGACUGUCCAGGAUAAGCUGUGGCAGCAUGAGCAGUUGAAUCCGCAACGAAGGCCCGAGUUGCGGUUACGACGGCGUUCCAGCGUACAAAGACAUUUAGAUAUGGUCGCGGAGCAGGAGCAGAUGACCAACGCGGAGCGGGAGCGGUGGCAGCGUAUUGAGAAGUGGAGGAUGGAGCAGAGUCGAUUGUUGUUGCAGGAAGUUGAGCGGGAGACUCGUCGGCGCAGGCGUCGACGGAAUAGUCGUGCUAGUCGGAUGAGUGAGCAGACUGCUUCUACUCAGCAGCAAGGUCAACAUUGUGCGGCUCCUUCUGGUUCGAUGAAGAGCGCUCCUGAGACCAAUAAUGGGCGACCGUCGUCGCAGGCUUCCUCGUCUGGUUCGACAGAAUCAGGAUCUGAUGAAUCGUUGUGGAAACGGAUCACUCGAAAGGUUAUUCGCGACUUGAUGGGAAUUGAUGAUAAUGUGCUGUCAGUAAUCUUCGGAGAGUCGCUGCCUGAUGAUCCUUUGAAUGAAGAACUCGCCAAUGCUACGGAGCUGGACUCCUACGGCCUUGACGACCAAAAUCACUGGCAGCCCAAGCUGCUUCAACGCAUUGCUCGCGAACUCGGGGUUCUUGUCCAUCAACUCUGCGAACAACCCGGGGCCUUCAGCACCUACCUUAGCAUGUCCAACCAGAUUGGGAAUGAAUAUGCCGGCAUGCCUCUCGAACGUCAGAGGAAAGAAGACGCGCAGAUUCGGCCUUUGCGGACGAGAGCACCCUCUACUUCACUUGAAACCUCGAAUAAUGGUGGCUCUAUGCCAUCACCACACUUCUCCCCUACCCUGCCCGAACCCAGCGGACGGGAACAUGCCGCACAAUGGGGUAUUGAAGAAGACGACGACCGCAUGGCUGGCACAUCCGAAUCCGUCCUGCAACAAGAAAAGGAGUACUGGGAGAGCGAUCUAGACGUCAUGAUGGUCUUCCGAUACCUGCGGAACCGCUUCGGCGGAAGCGGGAAUACCACGAACAACGGCAGCAGCAACAGCAGCUCUGCAACCACUACUGCUCCUGCGUCGACAGCCGCCAGUCGCAUUUCCUCCCACCGCCAGACGCAAUCUCAAGAUGCUUCACGACGCGCAGCAAUGAUCCGCCAACACCACCCUCUCGUUGCACAUGCUCACUCCCGUUCUGAAGCACAGACACGCCGUCAAUCUCAACAUUCGGCUGUCCAUUCAAGCGGCAUCUCCUCCCCAAUUUUCCGUCAAAACUUUCGCCGCCGUCCCAGUUCCAGCUGUGCCAGUCACAGCGCAAAGUUGUCGACUAUCUCCAGUCGACGGACCAUGACUGGCUCCAGUCGGAAUUACUGGGAUAUUGGCGGGAGUGUUGACAGUGGGAGUGCUAUUGCGCCUGUUGGGGGUGCGAUGGGGGCUUGGGGGGAUGUUUAA